Molecule: messenger RNA, 709 nt
Organism: Stylophora pistillata
Lineage: Eukaryota; Metazoa; Cnidaria; Anthozoa; Scleractinia; Pocilloporidae
Source: RefSeq, a predicted model, not a curated record
CAAUACCCUGCGCGCCUCUAUUAUUGUUUUGAUGCCAGCAGCGUGAUUCGCAAACGGCGUGACGUGACGAAAGGUCAAGAGAUCGACGUCAAUUGCGACAAAAAUGGAAGAAACAGACCACGAGACAAGCAGGAAUAUCGAUGUUGAAGGUCCAUCGACACCCGUAAAUGUGUACGGUUCGCCUGUGGCACCACGCGGCCGAGGAAACGAGGAAUCCAUCGUAUCAACAUCUCACGUUGUCCCUUUGCCUUUGGCGAUCGUGAAUCGAGUGACCUGUUCCUGUAAGAAUUCAUGUAGCCGCAAAAAGACGGCUAAAACUCCUGGCUGUCCAUGCCAAAAUGCGUCGAUAAAAUGCUCCAGCAGCUGCACGUGUGGAACUAAGAGAACGGCGUGCAAGAACAAGACGGUCGAAGUUGUGGUGAAUAGAAACCCCAGUGCUUUUUCUCGUCAUCAAGAGCAAGCCGCUACUGCACAAAGGGAAAUACAAGAAUUUAUUAAAACCCUGGCCACGGAUGAAAAAGACCACAUCCUUCUAAGAGUUCUCAGCCAAGGCAAGGGAAGUCUGGAUUAUGCGAAAAACAUCCGAGCAGAAAUCAGCGACUCUGCAGCACACUCUGCUGAUCCUGAUCCUGGUCCUGAUCGAGAUGAUGUUCCUGAAUGGUGUGAUUGUUCAGUUUGUAGACCAAUGCCUCUAGUUCAUGAAUUUUAG